Molecule: messenger RNA, 843 nt
Organism: Phytophthora sojae
Lineage: Eukaryota; Oomycota; Peronosporomycetes; Peronosporales; Peronosporaceae
Exons: 4
Coding region: 1-843 (280 amino acids)
Source: RefSeq, a predicted model, not a curated record
AUGUGCUCACUUGCGUUUUGCCCUCAAACUGAGACGAAUGCCGGUCUCGCCAGACGUCACGAACGAGUCAUCACUCCUCACUGCCAGCGACCGGAGCUGCAGCGAGGAGGAGGUGACUUUCAAGCAAAAACUCCGUCUAGCGAAGAGGCGAGGCAGCGCCAACUCUACCGGGUAAACCAAAAACUGGAACGCGAUGACCUUCGACGUCAGGUGGUCGAAUUGGUCGAUCAACACGCGCGAAUGAAGCAAGCCCAAGCUAACGAGAAGGCGAGGUUCAAGGCAUCCCGUCCGCCGGCCUAUUACUUAUGGAAAUCGUUCGCUCUGCGCCAGCGUGAAGAACGGCAGCUAAUGGCUGCUGUCAACACCCAGGCCACUUACAUCGACGCUCUAAGUAGUAUCGCGCGCAAGCGCCUUCGCAGCGACCAAGAGAGCUCCUCAGUUCGUUCCAAGAUCAACGGUCCAGACGUGGAGGAGAUGGCCAUCUUUGACUCGUGUAUUCGGGAGCUACAUGCAAACUAUGAGCGCGCGGACGAAGUGUUGUGGUCUUGCAGCAUCGAUGAGCUGGGAACGGAUGGAGCAGAGGUGCAGCCUUACUCCUUGUAUGAAACUGGUUGCUCCCUUUGGAACGUGUCGGAUCGCUAUUGCGCUGCUAAAAUUCGUUUCAAGCGUUAUGAAGGCGUCACGGACCCAGAAAACACUUUCGCGGCUACGUUUAUCGACAAAAUCGCGUUAGGUUCUGGUGAGGUGGUGGAAGUGCGACAGCGACUGGUUUCCUGUCGCUUUUUCGAGGAGAGGCGCAUCGUAGUGACGUGGAAAUUCAUUUCGGAGACUCAGGGAGUUUGA